GCUUCGACGCUGCAGGCUAGCAUGCCUUCACUGUUCUUGUCUCUUCUUCUAUCUCUGCUUUAUCUCGUUUACGCCGAUGACGUCGACGAGGCAGAAAUAUACUAUCGAGGCAACGAUUUGGUUCUGGACGCAGCAAGUGGAAACGUCGUAAUACGCCACAACAGUGGGAAUGAAACGAGUCUGCACGACGUGCGACAAGAACUUCAACUUAUGAGAAACCAGAUUUCUUCCGUUUUAGCAGCAAACUGCAACGACGCAAUUAAAAAAGGAUUGUGGCUCAAUGUGUCUUCAGAUGGUUGCAUGCUGUCGCUGCCUUCUUGUUCCGGUGAUGGAGAGGUGAUAGCUUGGGAACACACAACCAGUACGUUCUCCUGCUCUUCCAACCUCAGCCAACAGACUCUAGGCUUACAAUCCCAAUUGAAAAAGGCUCUUUCUCAAUUGAAAACACUUAAAUCCGGCGCAGCAUCCGCAUAUGUUCGUCUGCAGGGGUUCAUUGCAUGCCAGAGGAAGGGGAUGAGCUACAACGAAACUCUAGAUGUGUGUGUGCCCAUGGUGCCCGAGUGCACACGAGACGGUGAGAUUCUCGUCUGGAAUGUGGGAGAGAAUCGCUACCGCUGCUCGAGUUUUCUCGUUGACUCCGUCGAUGCGCUCCAGACGGAAAUAAAACGGUUGUCGUCGCAAGCGCUGAGGGUCAACCAGAUUGGCGACACACCCGAAACAGCGGGAAUCACUUGCCGGGACGUGCUGCAAAAGCGUGGGAAACUACCAAGCGGAUCAUAUUGGAUAGAUCCGAGUGCGAGUGGCAACGCGAGCAAAGCUUUCCAGGUCUACUGCGACAUGCUAACGGACGGAGGCGGGUGGAGCCUGGUGACGGUCGUCAAGGCGGCCAAUGCUUCGUACGAGAAGAAAUACCCAGUAAACGGACUAAACGAGGACAACAUGUUGGCUGAUCGCACAGACAAGUGGGCUAGUCUCAGUCAAAUUCAACUCAAUCAGGUCUACAACGCAUAUAACGACACGAUCAUGAGGGUCUACACGUCGGCUUUUAUUAGUGUGCAUACAGGUGAUCGGUCGCCCAGCCCACGCACAUACUACUUGCAAAAGAUGGAUAACGAAAAGCUUAAUUUUGACGCAUUUCGCGCCAUUCGGUAUGUGCCGCUGUGGGGAGUGAGGACUAAAGGCGACUACAAACUUAAUUACUUUCGCGACGGAUUGAGUAAUCCGUAUAAUCACGUGACUCACAGUUUAACUGACUCGAAUAGGAGUAAACAGCUGCAUCACUGGGAGGCACACGUCGUGAGAGUGAAUGGGAGAUUCUACACGACCAGCAGACAUGGAAUAGUUGGAGACGCGUUCAGUAACUGCGAGUGGCUCUAUAAAUUCAACUUCUCUUCCUCUAGACAUAAAUCGUCUCUCUUGAAUUGCAGAGCAGAUGCUGUUGUUUACGGGAAAAUAUGGAUCAAGUAAAAAUCUAGCAUUUUUCCUAAGUGAUCAAUCUUGCUAGAAGUGAGUAAUGCGUUUAGUUCUGGUAGGCCAAGACCGCAUGGUAAUGCAUGUUGGUUUGUUUGUUUGUAUGUUUGUGGGUGUGCAUGUGUGUGUAUGGGCUCGCCCGUGCCUGCGUGUGCUUUCUGUGUUCUGUACAUGUGGCUGGUGUCUGUCUAUUUGUUUGUCAAUACAUAUAUCUAAACAUUUCACUUUAA
Messenger RNA from Corticium candelabrum, 1700 nucleotides. RefSeq lists its product as uncharacterized. The record is from RefSeq and is a predicted model, not a curated record. NCBI's taxonomy places the organism in Eukaryota, Metazoa, Porifera, Homoscleromorpha, Homosclerophorida, Plakinidae. Bases 22 to 1467 code for a protein of 481 amino acids. Gene Ontology annotation, molecular function: oligosaccharide binding; extracellular matrix structural constituent. The transcript has a single exon.